Messenger RNA from Panicum virgatum (switchgrass), 4043 nucleotides. RefSeq names its product tyrosine-sulfated glycopeptide receptor 1-like. The transcript is spliced from 2 exons. NCBI's taxonomy places the organism in Eukaryota, Viridiplantae, Streptophyta, Magnoliopsida, Poales, Poaceae. Gene Ontology annotation, molecular function: protein kinase activity; ATP binding; protein binding. Gene Ontology annotation, cellular component: plasma membrane. The record is from RefSeq and is a predicted model, not a curated record. Gene Ontology annotation, biological process: hormone-mediated signaling pathway; protein phosphorylation. Bases 623 to 3826 code for a protein of 1067 amino acids.
AAGCAGCGUCCACACCUUGACCACGACGCCGAUGAUUGCUCUAGAUUAUUAUCAUCGCCUCCCGGAAUGAUGCUCUCCGUGUACUGCCUCUUACCAAUCGAAUCCUGAAGAUCUUCAGCUUCUUCCGAAAGUGAACACCUUAUCCUGUUCGCCAAAAAGGGCGCACUGCAAAAUCAAAAGGUUGGUUAAGUGAAGCUGGUAGGACAAGUGAUGCCUGAUGAGGUAAAUCACGGCAGUAAUUUCAACAAAGGAUUGACUAGAUCAGGUGAAUCACAGCAGUAAUUCGACAAGGAUUGCUUCAAGGAUGGCCGGGAAAAGGAAAUGUUUUGUUCGGCCAGGAAGCUCUGUCAGUUGGACUUCUUGAUGGAUCGGUGCAGGCUGCCGCCAAUUGGACGUCAAAGUGUGAACAAUGAGCUGCUUUGUCUAUUCCCUACUGCAUAAGUUACAAUCAUAAUUGGGGAUUUUCCUACAGCAACUAAUCCUUGACUCCGUCUUUCCGUGUAGUGAUCACGACUACAAGAGAUCAGCACCAGCCACAGCUUUCUUCUACCUCAUGCUCUUCCCUGAUUAGACCAUUGGUACUUUGUCUAGAAAGAGGCAGCUCAAGCAUGAGCUGGUUUCCAUGCUAGUUUCAAUAGGAAGACAGGAAGCCAUGAAGACACUCCAUUUCUCAUGCAAGAAGCACAGCGACAGACCGCGCCCACCUUCCAUUGGCCUUGCUCUUGUGCUGCUCGUCUCCUUGGCAUCUUGCGCCAGUUCCUGCACAGAGCUGGAGAGGACCUCCCUCCUCCAGUUCCUCACAGGGCUCUCGCAGGAUGCCGACCUCACCAAGUUUUGGCAAGGAACUGACUGCUGCAAAUGGGAAGGAAUCGCCUGCAACCAAAAUGGGACAGUCACCACAGUCUCGUUGCCUUACAAGGGCCUUGAGGGGAGUAUCUCGCAGUCCCUUGGGAACCUCACCGGCCUGCAGCACCUAAACUUGUCCUACAAUUCACUGUCCGGUGGCCUGCCCCUGGGAUUGGUGUCAUCCAGCAGCAUCGUUGUCCUCGACGUCAGCUUCAACCAGCUCCGUGGAGACCUGCAUGAGCUGCCAUCUUCAACCCAUGGCCACUCUCUACAGGUACUUAACAUCUCAAGCAACUUGUUUACAGGGCAGUUUACAUCCACAACAUGGAAGGGGAUGCAGAAUUUGAUUGCACUCAAUGCCAGCAACAAUAGCUUUACUGGGCAGAUCCCAAGUCAUUUCUGUAACACAUCACCAUCCUUUAGUGUGCUUGAACUCUGUUACAACAAACUCAGUGGCGGUAUCCCCCCAGGACUAGGUAAUUGCUCCAAGCUCAGAGUUUUCAAGGCCGGCCACAACAACCUCAGCGGGACUCUGCCAGAACAACUCUUCAAUGCAACCUCGUUGGAAUGCCUCUCUUUUUCCAGCAAUGGUAUACAAGGAAUUCUUGAUGGGACACAUAUAGUCAAGCUCAGUAAUCUAGUUAUCCUCGACCUUGGAGAAAACAAAUUCAGUGGCAACAUCCCAGACUCCAUAGGUCAGCUCAAGAGAUUGCAAGAACUCCGUUUGGAUUACAACAAUAUGUCUGGGGAGCUUCCAUCUACACUGAGCAACUGCACAAAUCUUAUAACCAUCGACCUCAAAAACAACAGCUUCAGUGGAGAGCUUUCCAAGUUCAAUUUCUCCACCCUACACAAUCUAAAAACUUUAGACCUUCUGUACAACAACUUCACAGGAACAGUUCCAGAAAGCAUCUACUCUUGCAUAAAUUUGACUGCAUUAAGGCUAUCUGGCAACAACUUACAUGGGCAACUUUCACCAAGAAUUGGUAAUCUGAAGUCCCUCACCUUUUUGUCACUUGGCCAGAACAAUUUAAAAAACAUCACAAGUACACUGAAGAUCCUUAAGGGUUGCAGGAAUCUUACCACUCUUCUUAUUGGGCAAAACUUCAUGAAUGAAACCAUGCCAGAUGAUGACAGCAUCGAUGGUUUUGAUAGUCUUCAGGUUCUUUCCAUAAGUGGAUGCUCAUUGUUGGGGAAAAUACCUCAUUGGCUAUCAAAGCUCACAAAUCUGGAGAUGUUAUUUUUAUAUAAUAAUCGACUAACAGGACAAAUACCUGAUUGGAUUGGCAACCUAACCUUCCUGUUCUAUCUAGACAUAUCAAACAACAGUCUGACUGGGGAAAUCCCGAUAGCAUUGACAGAGAUGUCAAUGCUAAAAUCAGAGAAAAGGGCAGCACAUUUCGAUCCAAGAGUCUUUGAGCUACCAAUUAUUGUCGAUACAUCACUACAGUACCGCAAGGCCAAUGCUUUUCCGAAAGUGCUCAAUCUAGGAAACAAUCACUUCGCUGGUGUGAUCCCUCCAGAAAUUGGUCUCUUGAAAGAGCUCCUUUCACUAAAUUUGAGCUUCAAUAAGUUAACUGGUAACAUCCCCCAAUCAAUCUGCAACCUCACAAACUUGCUGGCGCUUGACUUAUCAAGCAACCAUCUAACAGGCACAAUUCCGUCCGCGCUGAACAAUCUGCACUUCCUCUCUAAAUUCAAUGUUUCUUUCAAUGAUCUAGAAGGGCCUGUACCAACCACAGGCCAGUUUGGUACAUUCACAAAUGCUAGCUUUGAUGGCAACCCAAAACUCUGUGGUCCUACACUUAUUCACCAUUGCAGUUCAGCAGAAGCAUAUUUCACCUCCAAGAAACAACAUAACAAGAAGUUCAUUUUUGCAGUUGCAUUUGGUGUAUUUUUUGGGAGUAUCGUAAUCCUAUUCAUGUUAGCUCGUCUCCUCCUUUUGUUUCGUGGUACAAGUUUCAGGAACAAAAACAUGAGCGAUGAUAGCAAUAUGGAAGUGUUAUCAUUCAACUCCAAUUCAGAGAAUUCAUUGGUGAUGAUGCCAGGAAGCAAGGGAGACGAAACCAAGCUCACAUUCACGGACAUUGUGAAGGCAACAAAUAACUUUGGCAAGGAGAACAUCAUCGGGUGUGGAGGCUAUGGACUAGUAUUCAAGGCCGAGCUACCCGAUGGAUCCAAGCUUGCAAUUAAGAAGCUCAACAGCGAGAUGUGCCUUAUGGAAAGGGAGUUUACUGCAGAGGUUGAAGCACUCUCCACGGCCCAGCAUGAAAAUCUUGUGCCACUGUGGGGUUAUUGCAUCCAUGGAAACUCGAGGUUCCUCAUAUAUUCUUUCAUGGAGAAUGGCAGUUUGGAUGAUUGGCUUCACAACAGGGAUGAUUAUGAUGCUACCACAUUUCUUGACUGGCCGAUGAGGCUCAAGAUUGCACAAGGAGCAAGCUGUGGCCUUUCUUACAUCCAUGAUGUCUGUAAGCCACACAUUGUGCAUCGUGACAUAAAAUCCAGCAACAUCCUACUUGACAAAGAAUUCAAAGCUUAUGUUGCAGAUUUUGGGCUGUCAAGAUUGAUCCUUCCCAACAAAACUCAUGUCACGACCGAGUUGGUUGGCACUCUUGGUUACAUUCCUCCUGAGUAUGGCCAUGGGUGGGUGGCUACUCUGAGAGGUGAUAUAUACAGUUUUGGGGUUGUCCUGCUUGAGCUGCUCACAGGACUGCGACCUGUUCCAGUCCUGUCAACAUCAAAAGAACUUGUCCCCUGGGUGCUGGAGAUGAGGUCUCAGGGAAUGCAGAUUGAGGUCCUGGAUCCAGUACUCCACGGCACAGGGCAUGAAGAGCAAAUGCUUAAGGUGCUUGAGGUUGCUUGCAAAUGUGUAGACUAUAACCCUAGCAUGAGGCCACCUAUCAUGGAAGUAGCAUCAUGCCUGGAAAGGAUCAAUACUGUCCUGCAGACACAAAAUUCAGUCAGAACACAAUGCAGUUAGCCUAGCCAAUUAUACCUGGCAAUAUUGUAGAAGUGCGUAUGUAUGUUUCACUAGGGUACUAGUUUUUAGUUUUUUACCAUACUAGUUUUAGUUUUUGACUAUUGUUAUAGGGCACCUUGUACAGUUUCUUGCACAUAUUGAGACUUCUGUAAUAUUUUGAUGAAAGUAUUCAUAUGGAUCAUCUCCCAUUCCCUUCUUUUCUUGAGGUGGUAUGUAA